GAGUCAUUAUGACAUUUUGUCGUGGAGGUGGCGCAUGUACAUAUAAUAGAUGUAAAUAUUCUUGUAUACACAUACAAAUUGUACUUAAGUGAGUCAGUUUCUUGUUUAAAAACUUUAUUUAUAUUGCGAGUGAAGUCUUUGAACGAUUGUUCACUAUCUUCGUGUACAUUUUUAAUUUUAGUGUCAUAAUAUUGUUAUAUACCAAGAAAAAAAACUCUCCGGAGUGUACAUCGGAAGUAGGUGUGUAUAAAUAUACGUUUAUGUGGUAUAUUUUACUAAUACCGUAGACUCGCGUACGCAUAAACUUUUGUCUCUUCGUUUCCAAUUGUGCUCCGAUCCUUACGUAUUUAUGUACAUAUAUUUACAAAAGAACAUUAUUCUGCGAAUCAUCGGUUAAAUACAUAUACCUAUAACGGGUUUUACCGUUUGAAUAUUCGCAAGCGUGCGCGUAUUUUUUUAAAGCAAAAGUGUCGCAUGUGUUUGAAAAAUUCGCACAGUGUUGUGUAUAGAACAAAGAUGAAAAAGCCACCGAUUUUUCUUUGCCUCGCCGUUUUCGCGAUCCUCGACCUUGUUUCCGGCGAUUACUAUUUGCCAGCCUUGAAGGAGAUUGUUAACAACAUCGAGUCUACAGCCGAAGACGACGCGGAGAAAAACAAUGUGCCUGGCAAGUACUGGAAGUGCAAUCCCGACGUGGAAAUGACAACACCGCAAUUGAUUAGAAAAGAAGGGUAUCCAGCGGAGGCGCACGUCGUACUGACCGACGACGGCUACUUGCUGACGAUGCACCGGAUACCAAAAGCCCCGGGCUCGCCGGCUGUUUUCCUUCAGCACGGCUUGCUCAGCAGCUCCUCCGAUUGGGUCAUCGCCGGCAGAGACAAGGGGCUCGCGUUUAUUCUGUCCGAUCUUGGCUACGAUGUCUGGUUGGGGAACGCACGCGGCAACACUUACUCCAGGAGCCAUGCAAAUUAUUCCACGUCCGACGUACGAUUUUGGGAUUUUAGUUGGCACGAGAUGGGCACCUUUGAUUUACCAGCGGCCAUAUCAUACAUCACGAAACUGACGCAAUUGGAAAAUGUCUCUUACAUCGGACACUCCAUGGGAACAACGAUGUUUUACGUCAUGGCCAUCGAGAAGCCGGAAGUUGCCUCGAAAAUCAAUGUGAUGCUCAGCUUGGCCCCGGUGGCUUUCGUGGGCCACAUGAAGAGCCCGAUAAGGCUACUCGUGCCGUUUAUACGCGAAGCCGAGUUUAUUUCUCACUAUCUGGGAAGGGGUGAAUUUUUGCCUGAAAACAAGAUAUUGAAAUUCCUCGCCAAAUACGGCUGUGAGCUUUACGUGACCGAGGAAAAAAUUUGCGCCAACAUGCUCUUUGUCAUAUCUGGAUUCGACGAGUCGGAAUUUAAUUUCAGCCUCAUGCCCCUGAUUAUGAACCACGCACCAGCCGGGGCAUCGACCAAGACUAUCCUUCAUUACGCCCAAGAAAUUAAAUCCAAGAGAUUCCAGAGGUACGAUUACGGCGACAGUGGCAACAUGAAAAGGUACAACAGUACAACGCCACCUGAUUACGACUUGUCGAAAAUCAAAGUGCCGAUCGCCGCGUUUUGGGCGGACAACGAUUGGCUGGCGAGUCCUAUAGAUGUAAAGAGACUCUGCGCCUACCUGCCGAAUAAAAUAAUCGAUUACAAAGUAAAUUAUCCGAAAUUCAAUCAUCUCGACUAUUUGUGGGCUAUCGAUGCACCGACGUUGGUCUACAAAGAAGUCCUGGCUGUUUUACAAAAAUACCGAUGACACGAUGGCGUUGGGAUCAUAACUUGGAAAAUAUUAUAUCUAAAAUAAAUCGUUAUUCAUAUAGUUAAAUAUUCAUCAAUGUGAAUCGUUACGAUACUAGUCGUGUAAUAAAAAAUUAAAUACGAGUGCUCACACGUUUUACACCUAAUUUCAUGAAUGUAUCAUUUUUAUAAUUGAAUUAUAAAUUAUUUUACAAGUGCAACGAAAUAAAAGCUUAAACAUUCAAACAUUCA
This is a messenger RNA of Copidosoma floridanum, 2018 nucleotides long. RefSeq names its product lipase 3. The record is from RefSeq and is a predicted model, not a curated record. NCBI's taxonomy places the organism in Eukaryota, Metazoa, Arthropoda, Insecta, Hymenoptera, Encyrtidae. Gene Ontology annotation, biological process: lipid metabolic process. Gene Ontology annotation, molecular function: hydrolase activity, acting on ester bonds.